AAAAGCCAGUUUAAAACAUUCAUAGCAAAUCGGAUUUCGACUAUUCAUAGUCUUACUAAAGUAGACCAUUGGAGAUUCGUACCUUCUAAAGAAAACAUAGCAGACUUCGCAUCCAGAGGGGUUAAGUUUAACAUCGAUGAUGUCAAGGUAUGGGAGGAGGGUCCAAGUUUUCUCAAGAAGCCAAAGGAGUGUUGGCCUGCUGUUGAUAUACAAGGUCCUGAGCCCCACCUUUUGGAAUUAAAGAAAACAAUGUCCACGCAUGUGAUGGUUGAAGAAUCCACUGUCGAUCUACUUAUCAAUUAUUAUUCAGAUUGGACUAGAUUACUUAAGGCUAUUGCAUGGUUGACCCGAUUUAAUCUAUAUUUAUUGAUAAUGCGUUCUGGUAGAACAGACCUGUCUCUACAGAUGGGUAUGCUCAGAGUUGGUGAGUUAAAUUUAGCUUGUUUAAAUCUAAUUCGAUAUGUCCAACGCAUACUAUUUCGGAAAGAGAUUGAAAUGUUGUCGUCUGAUACCAUUAUCAAGGUGAAAAUAACAAAUUCACCGUUACGAACUUUAAAUCCAAUGAUGAUAAACGGAUUAUUAUGUGUCGGUGGCCGACUUCAAAUUAGUUCCUGGCCCGAGUCGAGGAAGCAUCCUAUAAUAUUACCAUCGAAGCAUAAAAUUACAAAUUUGAUUCUACAGUAUUAUCAUAUUUUGGAAGGACUUGUUGGGGCUACACAGGUAAUGGCAACAGUUCGAGAAAAAUUUUAG
This is a messenger RNA of Schistosoma rodhaini, 750 nucleotides long. Lineage: Eukaryota; Metazoa; Platyhelminthes; Trematoda; Strigeidida; Schistosomatidae. The record is from the annotation of a GenBank genome assembly.